Penaeus vannamei (Pacific white shrimp) is the source of this 1020-nucleotide messenger RNA. The record is from RefSeq and is a predicted model, not a curated record. NCBI's taxonomy places the organism in Eukaryota, Metazoa, Arthropoda, Malacostraca, Decapoda, Penaeidae.
AUGAGUCUCGGGGAGGUGUACGGGGGUCUGGGGAGGGAAAUGGGCGUCGACAGGACGGCGGCAAGUCAAGCUUUUAUCCCUGAGAGACAAUCGAAACACAUUAGGUCUGCUUGCUCGGUAUCAUUGCCUCUCGGAGAAGACUAUUACUUAGAUAAGAGAAGAGGAAGCUCAAGUGGGAAUAAGUACUCUUCGCGCCCUCCCCCCCCCCCUCUCGCAUUCCACCAUGCCCCACCCGCCCACCUCCUGGUCGCCGCCCUCCUCCUUCUCGUGCCCGCCUCCACGUCUUCGAAGAAAGACCACUACCGCUUCCGCUCAGACACCUCCACAGAGGACCCGGAUUUCAGCGGCGAAGACACCUAUUUCGGCAACAGCGUCACCCCCGCGUCUCGUUGCCGCCAUAACUACCAUGAGAGAACCGAGAACGCCAUCAAUCGGCAGAUCAACUUGUUCCUCCAUGUUGGAUACAUGUAUAACAGCAUGGCACAUCACUUCGGGCGCUGCGACGUGGCUCUCCCAGGCUUCAACACCUUCUUCAAGCAAAUGGCCCAAGAACAGCGCGAGAAAUCGGAGUCCCUCAUGGCGUACCAGAACCUUCGAGGAGGACUGGUCACCCUCCAGCAGGUGACGGCGCCGGCCACGUCGGAAUGGGGCACUGGACUCGAAGCCAUGCACCACGCGCUCGAACUCGAGAAGAGCGUGAAUCAAGAACUGCUGGAGCUGCACAUGGUGGCACUGCAGCACGAGGACAUUCACGCUGCCACUCUCAUCCAGACCAACUUCAUCAACCCACAGGUCGAGAAGAUCUUCACCAUCAGUCAGUACAUCACUAAUCUAGAACGAGUAGGACCUGGUCUUGGCGAGUACAUGUUCGACAAACUCCCGCAGAAUUAACUGGUACAAAUUGGAACAACACUAGAUGAGUGGCGUCGGCGAUUGCACUGUGAGACGGGAACUUUGCUGAGGCGAUUCUACUUUGAGAGCGAAUGUGUCUGUUGAGGUAAUACCGACAGACAUGCAUAU